AUGGCCCCGGGGCUCAGUCCUUCCCCACAAGUUGUGGUUCUGCUCCUGUCCCUGCUAGGUCUGGCUGCUGCUGGGAAGCUCCUGGUGCUGCCGGCAGACGGGAGCCACUGGCUCAGCAUGCGGGAGGUGGUGGACAUGCUCCAGCAGAAGGGACAUGAGGUGGUCGUGGUGGCACCUGAAGUCACUAUGCGCAUCAAGACAUCAAAGAGUUUUGUGAUGAAAGUGUACUCGGUCCCUUACACAGAGGAAGAUUUGAAGAAAGAAUUCCAGGCAUUUUUUCAUUUUUCAUUUGAACAAGGAUCUUUUCUGGAAAGAUUUGUUAAAGCAUACCAAGGUAUUAAAAGAAUCACGAAUUUUGGGGUAACCAGCUGUGGACAUCUCCUGCAAAACAAGGAGCUCAUCAGGUACCUUGAGGAGAGCAAGUUUGAUGCUGUCCUUACAGACCCUGUCCUACUGUGUGGGGCGAUCCUGGCGAAGCAUCUUUCACUUCCUUCUGUGUAUUUCUUACGAGGAAUCCCGUGUGGGUUAGAUUUUGAUGCCACUCAGUGUCCCAGGCCCCCCUCCUAUGUCCCCAGGGGAUUUACACAACUUACAGACCACAUGACCUUUCUCCAGCGGGUGAAGAAUCUACUUCAUGACAUCCCAGAUAUUUUUCUCUGUGAUUUUGCCUUUGAACCCUACUCAAAACUUGCUUCUGAGUUCCUCCAGAGGGAUGUGACUGUGCAGGAUCUCUUACGCCAGGCUUCAGUUUGGCUCUUGAGGUCAGAAUUUGUUUUAGAGUAUCCAAGGCCUUUGAUGCCCAACAUCAUUCCAAUUGGAGGAGUAAAUUGUGCUCACAAGGAGCUGUCUCAGGAUUGUUGUGAUGAGUUCAGGGAUCAUAAAGCCCAAUAA
Catharus ustulatus (Swainson's thrush) is the source of this 891-nucleotide messenger RNA. RefSeq names its product UDP-glucuronosyltransferase 1A1-like. NCBI's taxonomy places the organism in Eukaryota, Metazoa, Chordata, Aves, Passeriformes, Turdidae. Gene Ontology annotation, molecular function: UDP-glycosyltransferase activity. The transcript is spliced from 2 exons. The record is from RefSeq and is a predicted model, not a curated record. Bases 1 to 891 code for a protein of 296 amino acids.